This is a messenger RNA of Labeo rohita (rohu), 2463 nucleotides long. RefSeq names its product apolipoprotein L3. The transcript is spliced from 3 exons. Gene Ontology annotation, biological process: lipoprotein metabolic process; lipid transport. Bases 146 to 1000 code for a protein of 284 amino acids. The record is from RefSeq and is a predicted model, not a curated record. NCBI's taxonomy places the organism in Eukaryota, Metazoa, Chordata, Actinopteri, Cypriniformes, Cyprinidae. Gene Ontology annotation, cellular component: membrane; extracellular region. Gene Ontology annotation, molecular function: lipid binding.
AUUUUCUCUGCCUAACUUUACUGUAAGGAUUGCGUACCUGGAAACUAUUUCUCAAAGAAGAGGAAAAAUUGCAUGUUAAUAUCUUCUGCAUGAAUUCUACAGAGAUCAUACAGAUGUGGAGCCAUUUUAUCAGCAAAACUCAACAAUGGCAUCAUCCAAUAAUAGCCGCAGACGCAACAGCAUGGAUGAACCUCUCAAUAUGUCUGAUGUUAUUCGUCUCCACGAGGAAUUCAUCGCACUCUAUGAGGAAAAUUACCAUGAACUGCAAGAGUGCAUACGGCAACUGAAUCAUCUUAUUAAUACAUUUGAAAAAGAUUUCAGACGGUGUGUUGAAACAUCUAGAGGUGGAGGAAUAGUGGGGAUUCUUGGAGGGGUGACCACCAUUGCAGGAUUAGCUUUAGCUCCAUUUACUCUGGGUGCUUCUGUUGCUGUCGUAGGUGUAGGGUCAGUAAUGGCCUUAGGUGGUGGAGUUGGUAGUGGAAUCUUAAACUUCAUGAAAAUGAACCAGCAGAAGAAAUUAAUAGAAAACGUUGAAAAUGAACUUAAGAAAUUUCAGAACAAAAUCACCCCUAUGACUGACAUUCUGAAUGUCAUUUGUGAACACAUGAAUGAAAUACUAAAACACAUUAAUAAGCCAGAGGAAGAUUUCUGUGGUUUUAUUAAAUGUGCUGCCGGUGCCAGUGAAGUAUUACGCAUCUUACGGAUAGAUGACAUUGGUGAAGUGGCUGCACAGGCGUCUAAAACUGUGCGUCUGACUACAACCCUUACAGGAGUUUUUGCUGGGAUUGGCCUUGUGCUCGACAUUCUCUCAGUUAUUGAAGAUAACAAGACACUCAAUGACAUGGACAAACUAGCAGGAAAUCGCCAAAUAAGAGAAAGUGAGCUUGAGUCAAAAGCCGGGAAAUUCAUUGUUGAAAUGAGGAAAGUCAUUAAUCAGCAAAAGGAGAUCAUGGAUGAACUUAAGAAAACAAAAGGCAAAUUGCAAGCAAGACUGCUCUAAUUAGGACUGCUGCUGCUUCUUCUCCAAGAUGAAUCACAAUUUUGAGGGUGGGUUCAGGGUAGAGACCUGCGUGGGGCGGAUUUUUCUGUCGCGCCCCCUGCUUCCGUGGAAAUAUAUGUUAUCUCGUCCCGUUCCCGCCCGCAACAUUCAUGUUUUGUGCUGCUCCCGCCCGCAAAAGUCAGCAUAAAAGUAACCUAUAUAGAUUUUUUUCAGUACAUCAGUUGAAUUCACAUGAAACAGUUCUGUAAAAUCUCGUAAGUUCCACAAGACCCCAGCAUAAACUCUCCCGAUAGAAUAUUUGUUAUUUAGGCUAAGCAUCAACACUCACAAACCACUGUUAUUCUUAACUGAAAAGCAAGCAUGAGCUGCUGCGUGCAUCCAUGGCAGAAUGCAAACAAACAAAGCUCCUUUAAAGCUGACAUCUCAGCUCAUACGUGAUCUCAUAAAGCUCUUAUGCACAGUAAACACUUCAUCCACACUUUGUGUGUUGUAAUUCGUGAGCACGCAAUAUUCAGCACUGUGCCAUACUUUUUGAGCAGUGAGUUGAUUCUAACUUAAACACCUCUGAUUGGCCGAUGCAUUUCAGAAAUCAACAGAUGGCUACAUUGCUCACGCGCAAACACCGCCGAUUCUUGCGCUUACUAAUCAUAUUUAUGUUAUACUAGUUGUUCUUGCUGCUUUUGUGCAAUAGAUGAAUAACAAUUUUUUGUUUUUAGAUAUUUUAUGUUGAAAUAUUUCUAUUCUGCGGGAGUCCCGCGAAUCAUUUUAUUUUCCCGCAUCCCGCACACACACCAGUCUCUACAUGCCCGCACCUGCAUUCGCCCAUCAAGUUUUGUCCAAUGCCGCACUCUGUUGCGUCAGGUCCCACGGGAGUGCAGGUCUCUAGUUCGGGGGAAUUCAUAAAUUAAGUGUGUACCCACUUCUCCAGGCACCACUACACCACUGGUCAAAAGUCCAUGAAACUUUGCACUUUCAAUGAAGUGCCCCUCCUGCUAUGUUUCAUGUGCUGUUACGUCUCGUAUUGUUCUGGGAGGGAUGUGCUCCAUUUUCUCUCUCUUGCUUCACAAUCUUAUCUGGUCCUGUGAUUGGACGAUGUUCCUGUCAGUCAGACAGGAACAUAGACACAUAGACUUAAUGACUGACAGAAACAUCGUCCAGUCACAACCUUGAGGACCGGAUAUGACACAAGUGUGGGAAGAGUGUUUGCUUACAGCAAAUGUAUCUUACAGCAUGAAGGGACGUUGUUUAAGCACAGUAGGUUAUAAACAGGUGCCGACUUAUGUUUUUAUGUUUAUUAGUCAGUGUAGUUAGUGGCAUUCUAUGCUAAAGAUGUUAUUUUUCUUGGUUUCUUUUGUUUAGCUUGGAUUUUGAUUGGUGUGUUUAUGUUUUAUUGCUUUCUUUUCUUUAGCACUGCUCUUGUCCCUCAAUUUGUUGUCUUUAAUCUUUUACAUUUGUAUAUAAUU